Molecule: messenger RNA, 1074 nt
Organism: Aspergillus melleus
Lineage: Eukaryota; Fungi; Ascomycota; Eurotiomycetes; Eurotiales; Aspergillaceae
Product: putative short chain dehydrogenase/reductase
Exons: 1
Coding region: 1-1074 (357 amino acids)
Cellular component (GO): endoplasmic reticulum
Molecular function (GO): oxidoreductase activity
Source: RefSeq, a predicted model, not a curated record
AUGCUCCACCUAACCCUCUACCUCUCCGGCCUCCUCCUCCACAUCUACAUCCUCACCAAACUCGUCCUUCACGCCACCAUUUACCUCCUCCCCUCGUCUCUCCCGCAAUACCUCUCCUCCAACCCCAAUGCCGCCGAAUCCUGGGCCCUCAUAACCGGCUCCACCGCCGGCAUCGGGUUUGGGUUUGCCCAAGAGCUCUUAUCUAGGGGUUUCAACGUGAUCAUCCACGGUAAAGACACCCAAGAGCUCGAACACGCACGGACCCAACUCCGUCUUUCUUUCCCGCAUCGCUCCAUCCGCAUCUUCCAAUACGAUGCCGCCGCCUCCUCCACUACCACGCUAGAAGAUUCCCUGGCCAAAGUACUGCAGGGUAUAUCGCUCCGGGUCCUCAUCAACAAUGUCGGCGGACAAGCAGGCCAGACGCGAUAUACGUAUCAGCGUCUCGCCGAUUUCUCGGACAAAGAAGUCUCUCGGGUGAUGAAUGUGAACGCGCAUUUCAUGACGCAGAUCAAUCGCAUCAUAUUGCCUCGGUUUCUAUCCACCCAGAACAAGAAGGAGAGGGAGGAGGGAGGUUUACUGCCAUGUCUCAUCCUCAACAUAUCCUCCCUCUCCGCAACAGGCCUCCCUUAUCUAUCCGUCUACGCGGCCUCAAAAGCCUACGUCGACGCCUUCACCCGCUCCUUGCACGCGGAGAUGCUAGCCGAGAAAACACCCGUAAGUGUACUGGGCGUGGUAUGCGGGAACGUGCAGAGCGACGGACACAGGCUUACCCCGGGGUGGUUUGUACCGACGUCUAGAGCCAUGGCGCGCGCGGCGCUGCGGUACGUUGGCCCGGCACCAUCAUCAGCAUCAGAACCAGUAUCAGGAUCAGCAUCAGGGUUGGCGUCAGCAGCGGCAUCAGCGCUUGGGCGAAGAUUGGGUGGUCAGCGGGCGCUGGUGACGGCUUAUUGGCCGCAUGCGGUGCAGGCGUGGGGAUUUGGGAUUCUGCCGGAGAAGGCUCGGGAGUGGAUUUCCAUUUCGAUUUUGAGGGGGUUGAAGGCUGACAUGGAGGGGGAGGAGAGGAGGGUGAGAUGA